Molecule: messenger RNA, 1623 nt
Organism: Prunus avium (sweet cherry)
Lineage: Eukaryota; Viridiplantae; Streptophyta; Magnoliopsida; Rosales; Rosaceae
Product: blue copper protein-like
Cellular component (GO): plasma membrane
Molecular function (GO): electron transfer activity
Source: RefSeq, a predicted model, not a curated record
CCAUUUUGGGUGUUUUAGUAAAACUCCCUUGAUUUUUCACAUGAGGUGCUCAGUUUGGUUUUUUUACGAGUGUUAAUAGGCCACACAACAAUCAUGAAUGCUGCUAGUUUUUUUAGUAUUAUAAUUUUGAUUAUCCUGAUAAUCCAGAUGCAUCCAAGACAAGAAUUAUUUAAGUCACAAACCUUGUCUCAUGAUUGGCUGAAUUUUAACAAUAUUGUAUUCUUUGCAUACCUCAUGUUUGCCACUAGAACCCAGGAGCCAAGUCUGAAGUUCAACAAAAUAUUCUCUUGCAGCAUCAAGCAUCUCUGCUGUUUGUAUUACAGGUGUGAUCUUAGAAUUAACUAUUCUUCUCGUUGAAAUUGCAAUUUCUUUUGUUGGAAAGUUUAUUUGAACAAAAUGGAUUUCUGGGGCCAAACUCCUGGGACGGCUUGUGAUUAGUCCAAGAUUGAGCAUCUGAAUUCAGCAAGCUAAAAUGACAAAAGAAAGGGUUCUCAUAACGAUUUUUGUAAGCAUGUGUUGAAGUAAGGGUUCGUUUGGGAUUGGUUCUGGAUAGGCCAAAAAGCAUUUCUAUGGAGAAUCACUUCUCCAAAUAAUCACUUCUAGUGGUUUUAAGUGAUUUUAUGGAGAAGCACAUAAGAGGUGCUUAUGCUCAGAAUCACAUAAAAUCACUUAAAGUGAUUAUAUGGAGAAGCACAUGAGAGCUAAUUCUCCCCAGAAGUGAUUCUGGCCUAUCAAGAAUCACUCCCAAACGAGCCCUAAAUCAGCAUGAGUUUGUAUUUUACAGUUACAGAAACAUGUAAUGUUGUAGCCAAAAUUGAUAAACAUGAUGACAAAGAACCUCCCAACUGUAUAUUCUCAUGUUCUCACCACAACGGUAUGACCAAAGCACUAUUUAACCUAUCUAUAUGUUUAUACAUAUAUCUGUUUAUGCCAAGCAUGCAAGCCAGCCCUAUAGAAGUGAUUUAUAUUCUAGCUUCAAAGGGAUAGACAAGAUCAUAUCAGCUUAACAACAUGGCACGAGCCACCAAUCUUCUUGUGAUUGCGCUUAUCGUUUUUCCUAGCAUGGUUUUGGCAACAGAGUAUGUUGUUGGAGAUGAUGAAGGCUGGAAUUCUGGAGUCGAUUACUAUGCUUGGCUUGAUGGCAAAACUUUCUAUGUUGGAGAUGUGUUAGUUUUCAAUUACAAUGCAGGUGACCACAAUGUGAUUGUAGUUGAUGCUAACGGGUAUGAUCAAUGCAGUGCAUCUCCAAACUGGGGUUCUUAUGACAGCGGCAACGACGUGAUAACAUUGAGCUCUACCGGGGACAACUAUUACAUAUGUCAAUGGCACUGCGAUUACACUGACCAGAAGCUUAAGGUCACUGUCUUACAAAACUAGAUGUCCCUCAUCCUCAUGUAUGCCUGCCUGUGUCUUCACCCACAUUAGCACCACCCUGAGAAAAGCUUGGUUGAGAAUCUUGAGAUUUAAGGUGAUUUGGAAAGUCCAAAGGGAAGGCAGAGGUUUAGAUUUGGUUGCUAUAUGAGUGUUGCGUGAUUAAAUAAGUUCUAUGUUGGACUGACCACACCUUAUUGGCUGAGGUCGCUUAUAGUGUUUUAUGUUUUUUUGCUCUUUUCUUUGCUCUUU